This is a messenger RNA of Aegilops tauschii subsp. strangulata, 1794 nucleotides long. RefSeq lists its product as uncharacterized. The record is from RefSeq and is a predicted model, not a curated record. Lineage: Eukaryota; Viridiplantae; Streptophyta; Magnoliopsida; Poales; Poaceae.
AUGCCGCCGAAGAAGUACGUGGUCCCCCGCGCCGCGACGGAUGCCAUCACCACCGCCGCCCAGCCGAAGCAGAGGAAGCAGAGGGCGCCGCCGUCCAAGCCCCCGGACAUGUCUAACACCGACUGGAGGGCGGAAGUUCAGCGCCGGGAGGCUGUCACCACCGGCCGACGGAACAGGACGAACGCCAAGAAGGCCCGGGACAGGGCGGCGCUCGCGGCUACGGCGGUGGCGGAGCAGGCGGAGCGCUCGGCCGAACAGGCCGAGGCGGCUCGCGCGGGGAUGAUGAAUCCACCCGGCGGCCACGGCCCGUACGCGUCCUGGAGCCAGCAAAGCGUCGGGUCUCCGUCCGGCUUCUCGUCGUCGCCACAACCAUGGGGGUGCAGGCCGUCGCCGGGCUAUGCCGACGGCGACGCGCACGACGGGUUCAACCCCAACAUCACCUUCCCCCAUGGUCACCCGGCCCAGCGCAUGCCCUCGCCCGCCUUCGUCGGCGUGCAGUACCCUCCGUACACCUACUCACCGCCGGCCUACGCAGCCUCCCCGACACCACCUCUCCGCCGUGGCGCGCUGCUCUUCUCACAAGCCUCCUCGUCGCAUCUCGGCGACACCGACGCGACGGAGGCCGACAUGAACGACAUCAUCACGACCGGCUCGGCCGCCGCCGCCGCCUUCCCCGGGUUCACCGCCCAAGACGACACAAUCGACCUCAACGGCGACAUGGACGGCGAGCUCGACUACGGUGAGGAGGAGCCAGAGGAGGAGGACGAGGACGAGGAGGAGACGGCGCCUGCUCCGGCGAGGAAAGGGGAGAAGAAGAAGAAGAAGAAGCGGGCGGCCAGGACCGGCGAGCCGCGCAUCAAGUGGGCGUCCAAGGAGGACAAGUGCCUCGAUGAAGCGUGGAAAGUCAUCUGCCUCGACCCGACUACCGGCACGAACCAGAGCAUCGACACGUAUUGGGAGCGCAUCAAGGCCGAGUUCGACGAGCGCAAGCUCGUCGACCCCUACUUCAAAGGCGUCUACAUGCAGAGCGGGUCGAAGAUCGCGGCUCGCCCGAAGAGCGGCGCCAGCAUCAAGGAUCAGGUAUGGCACGUCGGUCUCCCUUUUCUUUUCGCCGUGUUCGCGCCGGCCUACUGUUGUUCCUCGGCGCAGCUGGUCCGGAUGUUCGCCAUGUUUCGCCAGGACAGCAGCAACCAAGAUUUCAAGUACCUCCAUGUCUUCAAGCGGAUCCAGAAGUGUGAGAAGUGGGCGGAUACCAGGCGCACCCUCACCAAGGCCAAGGAGACGUACAAGCCGGACACGCCGACACCGGGCGUGGCCGACGGACGCCCGGACGGCAACAAAGGGGCCAAGAAGGGGAAACAUGCCGAGUUGGCCACCGCGCGUGUGCAAGAGUCCAUCGAGCAUUGCAUCGCCGACGCCCAGACCCGAGCCGCCCAGCGGGAAGAGAAAACCGAGGCGCAGUGGUCGGUGUUGAUGACGAACAGCGUCGUCAAGCUCGACCUGCUCCGGACCAACGUCGCCGCGAAGAAGAGGAACACCGACCUGGCUUUCCUGAUGGGCGGCGUGGACAUGUCGGCGAUGGACGAGCAGGUCAAGGCGUGGUACCUGGCGGAGCGUGGCCUCAGCCUGAACCAGAUGCCGUCGACCACGGCGCCAACUCCCACGCCGACGCCUACGCCACCGCCAAGCCCGAGCGAUGAUGCCUCGACGACGCCCAGCACAGAAGUCGCGCCGACGCUGACCAGCCCUCGCACGCCGACUCCACCGACGCCGGAGGCCGACACCGUCGUUUGA